AUGGCUGACGAGAAAACAACCCCCGGCGUGCAAGAGGCACCGCCUUCAUCCAGCCCGACGACACACCCGGUCGGCGAGCCAAUCCCGCGUCCUGCCGGAUGGAUGUACAAGGGCUUCCGAUUCGGCGGCAAGAGGGAGUUCUGGUAUGCAUCGCCCCAGGUUCAGCUGAUCAUGGUGGCCAUGGUGUGCUUCCUGUGCCCCGGUAUGUUCAACGCCCUUGGCGGCCUCGGAGGUGGUGGUCAGGUCGACGCCAAGGCUCAGGAUGAUGCCAACACGGCCCUGUACUCGACUUUUGCUGUUGUUGGUUUCUUCUCCGGAACUUUCGCCAACAGACUCGGUGUCAAGCUUACCAUGUCUCUUGGUGGUCUGGGCUACUGCAUUUAUGCCGCCUCUUUCUUGUCCUACUCUCACACUCAGAAUGAUGGCUUUGUGGUCUUCGCUGGUGCCUUCCUCGGUGUCUGUGCUGGUCUGCUCUGGUGUGGCCAGGGUGCUAUCAUGAUGAGCUACCCUCCCGAGGACAAGAAGGGACGCUACAUCGCUCGUUUCUGGAUCAUCUUCAACAUGGGUGCUGUCAUCGGUGCUCUGAUCCCCCUGGGCGAGAACAUCCACAAGACCGCAGGCGCCGUCACUGAUGGCACCUAUGCCGCAUUCAUUGUUCUCAUGUUUGCUGGUGCCGUGAUCGCACUUUUCCUGUGCAACGCCAAUUCUAUCCAGCGUGACGAUGGCUCGCAUGUCAUUCUGAUGAAGAACCCAAGUUGGUGGUCUGAGCUCAAGGGUUUGUACGAGACAAUCAUCUCAGACCCCUGGAUCCUCUUCCUCUUCCCCAUGUUCUUCGUCUCCAACACCUUCUAUACCUGGCAAAUGAACGAUAUGAACGGUGCUCACUUCAACGUCCGCACGCGUGCCCUCAACAACGUGCUCUACUGGGCUGCUCAGAUCUUCGGUGCUGUCAUCUUCGGCUUCGCUCUGGAUUUCGCCAGAAUCCGUCGCUCGGUUCGUGCUAGAAUCGCGUUUGGUGCUCUGGUGACUCUCACCUUCGUUGUCUGGGGCGGUGGCUGGGCUUGGCAGAAGCAGCAGCCGACUCGUGAGGUUGUUGAGGCCGUAGAUGCGGAUGGCAACCCCACCUAUACCGGCCGAGCUGACUGGACUGAUGGUGGCAAGAAGUUCAUUGGACCCAUGUUCCUGUACAUCUUCAUGGGCUUCUUUGAUGCCGCCUGGCAAACCUGCAUCUACUGGUACAUGGGUGCCUUGUCCAACUCCGGCCGCAAGGCUGCCAACUUUGCCGGUUUUUACAAGGGUAUUCAAUCCGUCGGCAAUGCUAUUUUCUGGAGACUGGACGGCCUCAAGAAGCCAUACAACACCAUCUUCGGUGCGACUUGGGGCACUUUGGGCGCCGCCCUUGUGUUUGCCGCGCCCAUUAUUCUGCUCCGAAUCAAGGACACUAUCUCUCUUGAAGAGGAUCUGAAGUACACCGAUGAGACAGUUGAGGAUGUCGCCCCUGUCGAUGUUCUUCCUCACCACACCGACAAGGCCGAAGUUUAA
Messenger RNA from Phaeoacremonium minimum UCRPA7, 1542 nucleotides. Its product is annotated as putative major facilitator superfamily transporter protein. Lineage: Eukaryota; Fungi; Ascomycota; Sordariomycetes; Togniniales; Togniniaceae. The transcript is spliced from 2 exons. Bases 1 to 1542 code for a protein of 513 amino acids. The record is from RefSeq and is a predicted model, not a curated record.